Molecule: messenger RNA, 3558 nt
Organism: Vespula pensylvanica (western yellowjacket)
Lineage: Eukaryota; Metazoa; Arthropoda; Insecta; Hymenoptera; Vespidae
Exons: 1
Coding region: 1-948 (315 amino acids)
Source: RefSeq, a predicted model, not a curated record
AUGGACGCUUCAUUAGUCCCUGCUAUGACAGGUACAAAUGAAGCGCGGACUCUUUCCUAUAUUCUUUCACCUAUCGAUUCUUCACCUUUAUCACAUCCUUUAAAUAAUUUGGAAACCACUAGUGAAUCUAUUAACUUAGUACCAAAAUUAUCAAAUUUCAACUCAAAAGGCAUUGCUGUAUCAGUUUCAUAUAUGACAGAAAAUAAUGAAAGAAAGAAUAGUGAGAGCACCAUAAAAAAUUGUGAGAUUACUCAGAAAAACACCAUAUCCUCUUCCAUAUUUGCUUAUCACUCUAUGUCAAUCGAUAUAGAAAAACAGAAAUCCCAGACAUCUAUCGUUAUACAAUCAGGUACGAGAUCAGACGAUGAUCAUUGUAUCAACCCUAAAAAGACUAAUAAUGUUCAGUGUUUUCGUUCUGUAUCAUCACCGCAAUUGACUAUUAAACCUCUAACACGUUCAAAGGUCUAUCGGAAAGCAUCGCUAAAAUCUUCUACAAAUAAAUCAAAUUUACAGUCUGAUCUCUCUACCUUUACAAUAGACAACUUCAACGUUGUUUCUAAUAUAAAAACAAUGAAUACUGCUAACAACAACAAAUGUAUCUUAUCAAAAGCGAAUAAGUACAGAAAGACACCCGAACAAUGUCCCAUCCAAAACGAGACAUGCGGAAAGGCCAAGGAAAACGACAGCGGUAUUGCAAAUUCAAAAAACAAGUGGAAUAUCGAAGAUGUUCAUAUAACAUGUAAUCCGUUAUCAACGCCGUAUCCAUAUUCGACACCUUGUCAGAAGACAGCGAGUGGAACGGUAACAGAAUCGCAAGAUGAGGAACCAAAGAGUCGUAGUUGCGGAAGUUUCUUACCAAUCCUCUCGUUAAUUCCCCAAACAGUUAUUGGCUUUCAAUAUUUGAGUCCGAAAAUGAAGUUCUCUUGGUGGCGUAACAAGAUAUCGUGAAGACACGCUUAAACGACCGUUUGGCACGAUGGCCGCUUAAGUAGCGCGGUAACGACGACUCGAUGCCGAUCGGUCGAAAUAGCAGCAUGACUACAAAAGAACCUCUUUUACCUCGUAGUGAGUUCCCAACUCUUCUUCAUCAAUUAGAGGAAUCCUGUUAACGUUACACUCGCAGGUCACAAAAUCUAUCGCCCUUAAACCGUUUAACAUGAUAUAGGGUCGUAGAGGAAAGCGCAUGCAGCUAGAAAUUAACGAGCAUAAGUAGUUAUUUAAUUAUGCCGUAUAAAGAGAGAGAGAGAGAGAGAGAGAGAGAGAGAGAAAGUGAAAAAGAAAAAUAAACAAAAAAGAGAGGAGGAGAGAGUGAAUGAACGUAAGAAUGAACGUGUGUGUUUGGUUUGUUUGCUUGCUUAUGUGCGCUCCUCUGUGUGUGUGUGUGCGUGCGAUGUGUGUGUGAGAGAGAAAGAGAGAGGAUGUUCACGAUGCAUAUAUUUUCGGUUUUUUGCCGAUUAGAGUCUGUAUUUUGCAUGAUUGCGCUACUUUGUCUACGAUGCUAGAUCCUCUAGUCCAUGAAGUAUUCUUUUCUUAGACUGCAUUCACGUUAUAGGCAGUGAUCUCCAUUAUCUUUUUUACCAAGAAAAUAAUGCGAACAAAAUUUUUUCUCCUCGUACAACGCGCAAUUAGUUUGUUGUUCAUAAACAAAAAAAAAAUCAUAACGUAUGGAGAGAGAAAGGAAAAGAUCUGUUGCAAUGAUUUUCAUGAAAAUCUUUCUCUCCCUUUUCGUUGUAUUAAUCAAAAGUACGAACGAUACCGUAAGUAAAAUCUUGGCAAAAUUUCUUUUUUCUUUCACAGAUUCGUGUUGUAAUUAAAGGAUCAUCUUAUUUUCCACCCAUUGUUCGCAAUCGAUUUUUUAAUAAGAAUAUUACGAUAGUUAUAUUUCUAAACAAAUAUAUCUAAGAGAUGAUAUCAAAAUAAGAUAUCAUAUUAGCAAAAAUAAAAAAAAAAGAAAAUAAACAGUAUAUGAUAGUGUACAAAUUUAAGAAUUACAUCGAUAUAUCUUUGACAUGCUUUACGCCGAUUCUGAUAUACCAGGAAUGCUCGAUUUGUGAUAAGUAUAAUAAGUCAUGUGAUUUAUUUUAUAAAUUUUGUUUAAGUAUAUAUUUUUGUAAAUAGUUAUUUAUAAAAUUUUUAAUGAAUAAUUUAACAGUUCCAUUUUUUAUUGUAAUAAUUUAAUUGUAAUGUAUACAAAGAGAAAAUGUGUGCUCAUUUAAUUAACACACGUGAGCAACCAUUGUAAUAUUGUCUUCGCAAAACAUGGUCAUUCCUGGCGUAUGUUCUACUGAUUUAAGAACUAAAACUGAAUCCGUUAUUAAAUUUAGCUAGUUAAAAAUAGUUCAAAUUUUACGAUAGUCAUUCCUGUGUAUAUGAUUAUAAUUCUUUUGCCUUAUUUAUAUUAUGCUCAUAACCCUGCGAAAAAUGAUGAAAAAUUUAAUAAAUCAUGAUUCUUUAUUUCGAAGAAAUAUAUCAACGCAUGUAAAAGAAAAAAAAAUGUAAAAUCGUGAUCUGCUUAUUACUUUGAUAUAAUUUGAAAGUAUUAAUACCUAUUUAAUAGAGUACAAUAUCAGUUAAUGUGUUAAUUUCCUUUUCAUCUAAUUCUUCUACAAUAUUAUUGCAGUUAGUAUAAAUGCAGAUACGAAAGAGACUUCUAUCCAAUUCGUUUUUUAAACUGUUUGUUUUAUAACUUGUAAUUAAUAAAUAAUUUAUGAGUUUGUAUUUUCUUGUAUUUUUUAUUUAAAUGAAAUAUUAGCAUUUAUUUUUAUGUAUUUUUUCACAAGGAAGCUUUAUAAAAAUACAGCUGAUGAUAAUUAUGAUAGUCUGGAUAUUCUUAAUAAAAUUAUAUAGAGUAAUUCUAAAGGAAUGUUAACAAAUUUACUGGCAUAUUUUACACAUCAAAACUAAGAAAGAAGUCCCAAUGAAAAUUCCAAGUUCAAAAUGAGUAUACCAAAUAAUUACUAAUUGCUAAUUUCUACAUCUAUUAGAACAAGUGUUCUAUGUAUUCCCGCGAUUACUACAAAUCUAAAACUUUUCUUUUAAUUGUAAUGCAUAAUAUAUGCUUGUGAAUUUUUAGAUAUCCCUGUAAAAUUAUCCUGUAUAAAAUUCUAAUCUUUUUUCAAAUCUUUCUCUCAAUGCACGUAAAAUAUUCAAUUAGUUAUGAGAUAAUGAAAUAGAGAUUAUAAAUACAUUUGACCUUUACUUGCAGAAUUGGACAAAGUAAAUGUAUUAACGAUCAUAAUGGAAAUAUAUAUAUAUGACUUAUAAUACUUACUGUGAUCACUUCGCCUUUUAGAUAAAAUUUAUUUAUGGCUAUGCAUAUAGCACAUACAAAUUGACUUUACUUUUAAAAAUUUUAAUAUAUUUACUUUUGUAACGAAAGGAAUCGAUUAAUAAUGUAAUAAUGUUAAAUAUAUACACAUACUAUUGUAGAUAAUAUACAUCAUAGUAUCAUUGAGUGCUCUGAACUACAUAAUCCGUGACUAUAAAUUACUGUUGCAUGCGAGGUAAUAUAAUUUCUGUACUAUAUCUAUAAAAUAAAGCUUAUAUUUAGUCAACUUA